Messenger RNA from Felis catus (domestic cat), 3419 nucleotides. RefSeq names its product phosphatidylinositol glycan anchor biosynthesis class G (gene PIGG). Gene Ontology annotation, biological process: GPI anchor biosynthetic process. Gene Ontology annotation, cellular component: endoplasmic reticulum membrane. The transcript has 13 exons. The coding region runs from base 423 to 3164 and encodes 913 amino acids. The record is from RefSeq and is a predicted model, not a curated record. Lineage: Eukaryota; Metazoa; Chordata; Mammalia; Carnivora; Felidae.
CUGACCCCUCGCGUAUUCUUCUAUGACAUUCUUCUAAGAGGUUGGUUUUUGUUUGUUUGUUUUAUUCUCCCCAGUAGCCCUCACCUACCCAGCAGUACAAAAGGCUCUUCCGCUUGGACCAGGGCCACACAAUACCAGCCACUGACCAUGCAAACACAAUUUGUAAAUGCUUCCCUAUCUCCUACCUGCAGCACUGUUUUGAAUCAGUCUCCCUAAAGGUCCAAUUUUCAGGACCUUCACGAAGGGACUCCCCUUUUCCAGUAUUCACCAUGCAGAGGGCAAUUUACUGCUUCAUACUGGGGCUCUCAGUGUAUUUGUCACCCCCCGCAUUGUCUACCAGUAACAGGUCCUUUUCUUUGGAUUGAGGAGCCAGUUCCAACUGGACCAAGCUCCCACCACCCCUCUUCAGUAAAGUUGUUAUUAUGCUGAUAGAUGCCUUGAGAGAUGAUUUUGUGUUUGGGUCAAAGGGUGUGAAAUUUAUGCCCUACACGACUUAUCUCGUGGAAAAAGGAGCAUCUCACAGUUUUGUGGCUGAAGCAAAGCCACCUACAGUUACUAUGCCUCGAAUCAAGGCACUGAUGACAGGGAGCCUCCCUGGCUUCAUCGAUGUUGUCAGGAACCUCAAUUCCCCUGCACUGCUGGAAGACAAUGUGAUCACACAGGCAAAAGCAGCUGGGAAAAGAAUGAUCUUUUAUGGAGAUGAAACAUGGGUGAAAUUAUUCCCACAGCAUUUUGUGGAAUAUGAUGGAACAACCUCAUUUUUUGUGUCAGAUUAUACAGAGGUGGAUGAUAAUGUUACAAGGCAUUUGGAUAAAGUAUUAAAAAGAGGGGAUUGGGAUGUGUUAAUCCUCCACUACCUUGGGCUGGACCACAUCGGCCACAUUUCCGGGCCCAGCAGCCCCCUGAUCGGGCACAAACUCAGUGAGAUGGACAGCAUCCUGAUGAAGAUUCACACCUCGCUGCUGUCCGAGGAAAGAGAGAAUCUUUCACCCAAUUUGCUGGUUCUUUGUGGUGAUCAUGGAAUGUCGGAAACAGGAAGUCACGGGGCCUCUUCCAUGGAGGAGGUUAACACCCCCCUGAUCUUAAUCAGUUCUGCAUUUGAAAGAAAGCCUGGUGACAUCAGACGUCCAAAGCAUGUUCAACAGACUGACUUGGCUGCAACCUUAGCAAUAGGCCUUGGUCUGCCGAUUCCAGAGAACAGCGUUGGUAGUCUGCUGUUCCCCUCCAUAGAAGGGAGACCAGUGAGAGAACAGUUGAGGUUUUUACAUUUAAAUGCAGUGCAGCUCAGCAAAUUGUUGCAAGAGAACGUGCCAUCAUAUAAAAAAGAGCCUGGGUUUGAGCAGUUUAAAAUGGCAGAGAGGUUGCAUGGGAACUGGAUCAGACUGUACUUGGAGGAGAAUACCUCGGAAGUCCUGUUCAACCUGGGAACCAAGGUUCGCAGGCAGUACUUGGAUGCCCUGAGGACUCUGAGCCUAUCCCUGAGCAGACAGGUGGCUCAGUACGACAUCUACUCGAUGCUGGUGGGGACCGUCAUGGUUCUGGAGGUUCUAACCCUGCUCCUGCUCAGCAUCCCGCAAGCACUGAGCAGCAAGGCUGAAUUGGAAGUUCCUCUGUGGUCGCCUGUGUUUUCUCUGCUGUUUUAUUUGAUGUUUCUGGUUCUUUCUGCUCUUCACGUCAUUGUGUGCACCUCAGCUGAGAGUUCCUGCUAUUUCUGUGGCCUCUCAUGGCUGAUGGCAGGUGGAGUGAUGGUGUUGAUCUCCGCACUGCUCUGUGCGGUUGUGUCUGCUCUUGCCAAGAUGUUUGCCAGCGGAAAGCUCCUGAGCAAGAAUCCGGCCCAUCCAAACUCACGAUGGUCAGAGUUGGAUGUUGUUAUCUUGUUGGGGACCAUGGGCCACGUGCUGAGUCUGGGCGCAAGCAGCUUCAUCGAGGAAGAGCACCAGACCUGGUACUUCCUCGUUAACACCCUGUGUCUGGCUCUGUGUCACGAAAUCUACAGAAACUGCUUUCUGGGCGACGACUGUGAGCCCCGGCGAUGCUCGCACGGGGAGCGGGGGUUUGUCAACACUGCACCAGCGUUACAGGACGGGAGCAUCGGCCAUGACGAGCUAGAGCCCCACAGAGCGUCUAAGAGCCCCACUUCCCUUAACACGCUCAGAGGCUGGGAGAAGUGGAUGGCGAUGGCAAGCCCCUGGGUGAUACUUACCUGCUGCCGGCUGCUGCGGUCACUAAACCAGACGGGUGUGCAGUGGGCCCACCGGCCUGACCUGGGGCACUGGCUCACCAGUUCUGAUCAUAAAGCUGAGCUCUCCGUUCUGGCCGCCCUCUCACUCAUCAUGAUUUUUGCGCUGGUGCAGAGGAGGUGCUCCCUGACGUCAAAAGUAGCCAUGGCACUUGGCCUCCUGGGUGUCUACUGCUACCGGGCAGCCAUUGGAAAUGUCCUGUUCCCAUGGCAACGAGACAGCAAAGACAUUUCCAAGGGUCUUAUUGAAGCUCGUUUUGUUCAUGUCUUUGUCCUGGGCAUUCUGUUCACGGGCACCAAAGACUUGCUUAAAUCUCAAGUCAUUGCUGCAGACUUCACAAUCAAGACUGUGGGUUUAUGGGAGAUAUAUAGUGGAUUAGUUCUUCUGGCUGCUUUGCUUUUUAGACCACAUAAUCUUCCAGUUUUAGUAUUUAGCCUCUUGAUUCAGACUAUAAUGACUAAAUUCAUCUGGAAGCCCCUGAGGCAUGAUGCAGCUGAGAUCACUGUAAUGCAUUAUUGGUUUGGUCAAGCAUUCUUCUAUUUCCAGGGAAACUCCAACAACAUAGCCACGGUGGACAUCUCAGCGGGCUUCGUGGGCCUGGACACCUACGUGGAGGUCCCAGCUGUGUUCCUGACCGCAUUUGCAACGUUCGCAGGACCCGUGCUGUGGGCCAGCCACUUAGUGAGCUUCCUGAGCUCAGAAACCAGCAGUGGUUCUGCACUGAGUCAUGCUUGCUUCUGCUACGCACUGAUCUGUUCUUUUCCAGUUUCUGCGUAUAUCAUUUUGGUGACAUCCCUGCGUUACCAUUUAUUUAUAUGGAGCGUGUUUUCUCCAAAACUUCUUUAUGAGGGAAUGCACAUCCUCAUCACAGCUGCCAUCUGUGUGUUCUUCACAGCCAUGGACCAAACCAACACAAAGUCAUAGGCACUGGGAGAACAAUAUAUUUCUAAAGUCCAUUCACUUCAUGCAUUUGAGUAGUGAAAAAAAUCUGUUGAAAUGCGAGAACAUUCUUAAAAAUAUUGUGAAUUCUACAGAGUUGAUGAAUAGCUUCAGUUUCUUUCACUGCUAUACUUGAAUUUAGAUCAAAUAGUAAGUGAUUUGAAAGGUCACUUUAAAAUAGUUUGAAUAUGAAUCAUGUUCCCUUGUUGACAGUAACUCCAUAAACUUCUGAACUUCUAA